Molecule: messenger RNA, 7226 nt
Organism: Epinephelus lanceolatus (giant grouper)
Lineage: Eukaryota; Metazoa; Chordata; Actinopteri; Perciformes; Serranidae
Product: kinesin-like protein KIF20B
Biological process (GO): microtubule-based movement; spindle elongation; mitotic spindle assembly
Cellular component (GO): spindle microtubule; nucleus; mitotic spindle
Molecular function (GO): ATP binding; microtubule binding; plus-end-directed microtubule motor activity
Source: RefSeq, a predicted model, not a curated record
CUCAGACCGCGGCUGUGUUGUUGUGUUUAGCUAGCACACAAAAGAAUAUUAUCCUGUCUCAGUACCUAAUGUCAGACAUAUAGCUGUCAGGAUGAUGGAAUCAUGCCUGAGCAACAAGGCUGACAGACGGGAACAGAUAGAGGUGGAUGACUUGAAGAGAGAUCUCUCAUCAGAAUUCAGCACCUUACCAGACCCACAGCAUUCCAGCAACGAGGAGAGGGAACACCUUCAGGUCUACCUCCGCAUCCGACCUUUCAGCUCAGCAGAGAAUGAUAAUGGAGAGUCACAGGACUGUGUUACCAUUGAGCCCCCUGACACGGUUCUGCUGAAGCCUCCCAGCUUGUCUCUCUCAGCGAGGCUUAGUACUGAAAAAUCACUCCCACAGACUGGACAGCGCUUCCAGUUCUCUCAGGUGUAUGGUCCUGAGACAACACAGAGAGAGCUUUUUCAAGGCACCGUAAAGGAUUUGGUGAAAGAUGUUCUCGAAGGGGGAAACUCUUUGGUUUUCACUUAUGGAGUCACCAACGCGGGGAAGACCUUCACAUUCUUGGGUCCAGAUGCUGAUGCUGGUAUGCUGCCCAGGUCUCUCGACGUCAUUUUCAGCAGUAUCGAUGAACGCGUCUUCACUGGGAUGAGCAUCAAACCUCACCGCUGCAGAGAGUUCACAAGGCUCACCUGGGAGCAGCAGGCUGAGGAAGCGGUGUUCAAGAGAAGCUUCUUCAGACAAAUUAAAGAGAGCGAGAAGAGCAAUACCAGCCUUUUGAACUCAACCAAUAAGACUCUCCUUGAAGGAUCCUCCAUGCUGGGAAUGACUGUAGCAGCAGAGGACAAAAUCAGCCUGGCAGUGGAAACACACACCAAGUUCUCUGUUUGGGUUUCUUUCUGUGAAAUCUAUAAUGAGAACAUUCAUGACCUCCUGGAGGUGGUACCCAGCGGGGCCCCAAAGAGGACCGCACUGCGCCUGUCACAAGAUGUCAAGGGCAACGCUUUUGUCAAAGAUCUGCGUUGGGUUCAGGUAAAUAAUGCAGAAGAGGCGUACAAGGUGAUGAAGCUGGGCAGGAAGAACCAGAGUUUCUCUUCCACCCGACUCAACCAGCUCUCCAGCAGGAGUCACAGCAUGUUCUCCAUCCGCAUAUUGAGGGUUGAAGAUAUUGGGACUCCGAGGGUCCAUGCAGUCAGCGAGUUGUGUCUGUGUGACCUGGCUGGCUCGGAGCGAUGCGCCAAGACCCAAAAUAAAGGAGAGCGUCUGAAAGAGGCCGGAAACAUCAACACCUCACUGCUCAUCCUGGGAAAAUGCAUCAAUGCACUACGACACAAUCAGCAGGCCAAGCUGCUUAAGCACGUUCCCUUCAGGGAGAGCAAGCUGACCCACUACCUGCAGGGCUUCUUCUGUGGACGAGGAAAAGCCUGCAUGAUCGUCAACAUCAACCAGUGUGCCUCCAUGUAUGACGAGACUCUCAACGUCCUCAAGUUCUCUGCUGUGGCACAGAAGGUUGUGGUCCUGUCCACCAGGCCCCCUCACAUCAUGCCCCAGAGGUCCGCCAGUGAAGUAUCCUUCAUCAUCAACAACGCUGAGAGGAAGACUCUGAGGAGCAGCAGGAGGAGCUCCCUGAUUGGCUGGGAUAGUAGCCUGGAGGACGUACAGGAGGAUGAAGAUGAUGAGUAUGAGGACGGAAGGAGCCUAAUGGAGGACACAAUGGAUCAGACAGACAAUGAUGGAGACGGCAAGGAAAAUGAUGAAAAAAUUCUUGUCAGUAAAAGGUCGCACCAGAGGCAGGCGGCGCUGUUGAAACAGCUGCAGGUACAGCUGAAGAGGGAGCGAGCGGAGAGCCUGCUCAUGGAGGCUCGAGUCAGAGAGGAAAUCAGCAGAGAGUUCUCAGAGCUCUUCUCUGAGAUGCAGAAUGACUACAAUGACCGCCUGGCGAGGGAGAGAGAAAUCUUGGAGGAGCGAGCAGAGAGGAGGCUGGAAAUCUUCAAGAACCUCAUUGACAAAAUGGCCACCACUGGACCCAGUCAAGACUCCCAAGCCAUGGACACAUCUCUGGACUCCUACCCCCCUGAAUUGGCAGAAAUAAAGAAGGCCGCUGAGGCUGCUCAUAAAUAUCUGGGUUCAGGCCGAGCAGGGGCUCAGGGAAGCAGAGGAGACGCUGUGGAGGAGCUGGAGAGGAAGCUGCUAGAACUAAAUGAGCACCAGCGGAAAAUCCAGGAGCAGAUGGUGCACAAACACAAUGGUGAAACCAGCGGAGUAGAGGAUGAGGAGAAAAGGAGGCUCCUCUUUCAGCUCCAGGAGAAGUCAGCAGAGAUUGACCGGCUGCAGAAACAAGUGGGAGACCUGCAGAAGGUGGCAGAGCAGGGCUCACAGGGCCGCUCCUCGCUGGUCGAGGAGGGGGGUUCACAGCUGCAGGAGGUGCUGGCUGCCCUUGAAAAGGAGAAGAGAGGCAGAGAAGAGGCCCUCGCUGCUUUGGAGUACCAAACCAUGGGAAGAGAGGAGGCCCUGGCCUCUUUAGAGGAGGAGAGGAAAGCAAGAGAGGAGGCCCUUGCUACACUCAGGGAGCUGAAGCGAGACAAAGCGGAGGCGCUGGCAUCCCUUAAAGAAGAGAGAGGAGGCAGAGAGAAAGCCAUGGCAGUCCUUGAAGCUGAGAGGAGAGCCAAAGAGGGUGCCAUCGCAGCCCAUUUAGAAGAGAAGCAAAGCAGAGAUGACGUUGUUGCUGCUCUUGGUCAAGAGAGGAGUGACAGGGAGAAGGCUCAGUCUGUUCUGGAGGUUGAGAGGAAGGAGAUCAGCAGGCUGGUUGAGGAGAGAGAAAAGAUGCAACAGGAGGGUGAUGCUCUACGACAAGACGUCAGAGAGCUGACUGCCAGACUGGAAGCUGCGGAGUGCCAGGUGACCAGCAAGACAGAGGGAGCUGAACAAGUGUUAGUCCAACUACAAACUGCUCAGGCACAACUGGAUGAACACUCCAAGGACAUCCAAGAGAAAUCUUCCCAGAUCCAGACCCUGACGCAGGAAGUUCAUAACCUGAAACAGGAACUGCAGACGUCAGCAGCAUCAUCUGAGGGUGACAGUGAUCAGCUGAGAGAGGAAGUGUCGAAGCUUCAGAAGAAUCUGGCAGAGGAAAAGGACAAAAAUGAGAGCAAGCAAAGACAAAUUCUGGAGCUGGAGCAAGAGCUAGGACAGGCAAAAGAACAGCAGGCACACAAAGAGCAGAUCUCCGACCAGCAGCUGACACAGUUAACAGAGAAGAUGAAUCAACAAGAAGCAGCUUCAAAAGAACAAGUUGAAGAGCUCAGAAAGCAGCUUCAGGAGCAAGAAGAGAUGUCGCAGCAACCACUGGAUGACCUCAGAUCCAAACUCGAAUGUCAAGAACAUGCUUCCAAAGAAGAAGUAAAACAGCUGAGGACACAACUUGAGGAACAAACGCAGGCCGCGGAAAAGCAGGUAGAGGCGCUCAAUGAGAAGCUGCGAGAACAAGAAGUGAUGUCACAACAGCAGUUGGAGGAGCUGAAACACAAACUGAGUGAACAAGAAGCAGCCUUUGGCAAACAUGUAGAUGAUCUCAAGCAAAAGCUAAGUGAGCAGGAGCAAACCGCAGAGCUGCUCAAGGCCCAGCUGAAAGAAGCAAAUAGUUCCUCUAGCUCUGCUGCUGAUCUCAAGAGGUUGAACUCUGAUCUUCAGACUGAGAUUGCAUCCCUGAGGUUGAAGGUUUCCAACAUGGAAGAAACUGAAGCUCAGCUCGCCUCUUCAGAGAUGGAAGCAAUGCUUAAAGAAGAGGACAAACAGAUGGAAGAGCAGCUAGCUGAGGUGGAGAAAGCAGCUGCAGAGAGAGAAGCCGAGCUGCAGAAAAAGCUGCUGGAAAAGGAAGCACAGGUAACAUCGCUCCAGAAGAGCCUGGAGAAGGCGCAGGAGCAGCGGGAGGAGGAGGAGAGCCAGGCGGUCCAGGAGGCCCGGCGCAGGGAGGUGGAAAGACGCAGGGAGCUGCUCGCUGUGGCGCAUGAGGCCAUCGCUCAGAAGGACAUAGAGCUGGAGAAGAAAGGCGAGGAGAUCAACAGACUAAAAGAAAAUGCCAAACAGGACUCGGACAAAGUCAAGAGCCUCAGCCUCGACCUUCAGAGGAAAGAGGACGACACUUCAGAUCUCAAAGAGAAACUCGCCGACUACAAGAAGCAGAUCCAGCAGGUCCAGAAGGAGAUCUCGACCAUGAGGGAAGAGGAAAAGCUUUUGAGGCAGAAGCUGGCUGACACUGAGAAAGCCAGGAAGCAGCUUCAGUCUGAUGUUGCCAACAGAGACAGAACCAUUCAGCUACUCAAAGUGGAUCAAUCAUCUGACACCAAGACUGACCAGACACUCCACCAGAAGACCUGUAAAGAACUUGAAGCUAAGGAGCGUGUGAUAGAGGACAUGCGUUUGGCUCUGACGGAGCAGGAGGAAACACAGGACCAGAUGGAGCAGGCCUUGGAGGAGAAACUUAACCUCAUUCAGGAGCUCUCCAGUGAGGUGGACAAUUUGAAAGGGAUGUUGUUGCAGCAGGAUCGCCGUGGAAACGACACACGGCGUCAAGUCGACAACCCAUCAGAUGACCUUAACAUGGCCAAACAGGAAGCUGCCCGGGCUCAGGAGAGCUUGAAGUUGUGUGCAGAUAAACACCAGGCCGAACGCAAAAAGUGGCUGGAGGAGAAGCUGUCCCUCAUCGGCCAAGCUAAAGAGGCGGAGGACAAGAGGAACCAGGAAAUGAGGAAGUUCGCAGACGACAGAGAGCGCUUCACUCGACAGCAGAGCCAGUUGGAGUCCUUGUCGUCCCAGCUGGCUGAGAAGGAGCAGGCUAUGGAGAAGUGGAGGAAGGAGAGAGACACUCUGGUAGCAGCUCUGGAGGUCCAGCUGCAGAAGCUUCUCUCCAGCCAGACGGAGAAAGACAAACUCAUCCAACAGCUGCGUCAAAAUAACCCACAGCCGCCACAAGAGAGUGGUGAUGGCGGCGUCAGCUUGGCGGAACUGCAGGCUGCUCUGUCUGAAAGAGAAACAGAGAUCCUACAACUAAAGGAAGAGCUCAACGCCUUAAAAGCCAAGCAGGAGGCCACGGUCACACAGACUAAAAGCAACAACAGCCCUGCUACACUGGUUGGAAAACCCCAGAGUGACACUAUUAAAAGAAAGUCAGGAGGUCGGAGGGACACCAGAGCAUCAGUCAGCAGUCAGGGCUCAGCUGGCUAUCCAUCAGUGCUAGAAUCCUCUGAGAUUUCCACAGAGAACGGCAGGACGAGUCGCUUCCCGCGGCCAGAGCUGGAGAUCUCCUUCAGCCCUCUGCAGCCAAACCGCAUGGCUCUGAGACGCCAGGGAGAGGAGAGCGCCGUCACCGUCAAAAUCACCCGCUCCACACGCAAGAGGAAGAGUGGAGAGAUGGAGAAGUCUCACAUUUUCAGGAGGAGUAAACGACGAACGACACAAGAGGAAGAGGUGGAGGCAGAGAACAGAAGGAACACAAGGACCAAACUGACGCCAAAGCUGACCCCACACCAGGAGGAGAUCUCCUCCUCAGCGGGUCGCCAUAACUCCCAGAGCAGCAUCCACAGCAGAAAGGAAGGAACUCUGCAGAAGAUCGGAGACUUCCUGCAGAGCUCCCCCACGCUGCUCGGCAGUAAAGCCAAGAAGAUGAUGAGUCUGGUGAGCGGUCGGGUUGAUGCAGACUCAGCAGCCUCGUCUUCCUCCUCUUCAUCCCUCAGUCUAAGAGCCAAGAAGAACAAAAGAAAACUUUACAGGCCUGAGAUCUCCUCGCCCAUGGACAUGCCCUCACAUCCAAUCAUCAGCAGAGAGCCAGAGGAGAAGGAAAGUGACCAUCAGAUCAUUAAGAGACGCCUGCGCCCCAAGAUGACUAAAUAAUUAACCCACUUAGAGUACUGUACACCAUCUAUUUUUGGCUGAACACUAUCUUAAUAAAAUGAAGGGAGCAUUUAGCUGCUUUAAGCCCAACACAUAUGUUCUAUGUUACGAUGGCUCUAAAGUAAAAACAUAACCUUUAAGUUAUCUUAUUUAAUCUGAAACAUUUAUUUGAAUAGUUAAAUACUAAAGUAGAGCCACGUUACUAAUAUACAGCUACGUGGCAAGCAGGCAGUUAAAGGAAUAGUUCAACAUUUUGGAAAGCCCACUUUUUCUUUUUUCUGCUCAGAGCUCAAUGAGAAGAUUAAUACCACUGUUAUCCAUGGGAUCUUUAUUAAAUCUAACUCUGAAAAAAACAUGUCCCAAAAUGCUGAACUAUUCUUUCAAAAAACUGAUAAACGAUUUAAUCAACUUUUGUCUUGUAGAUUUUUUUUCUUCGAGAGAUGCUGUGUUGUCCACAUUUACCAUCACAUGCCUCCAGUCACUGCGUUUAUUCUAUUAAAUAAUAAGCACUCUAAAUUUGUAUAUCUUUUCACUUCAUAGACAUAAGAUGCUGCCUUUUUUCUUAUUUUUCAUGUGCAAUUUUUAUUGAAAUAUCUGGGCUGGGCUAGAGUUUGGUUAUUAUUUGUAUUUUUUGUUUAUUUUUACUUAUUUGAGUAAGCUCCAUCACUUAAAGUUUAUUUUCAUUUUUCAAACCUCUGUUGUGUUGACAGCAGAAAUAACUUCUUUAUCUCAUAGUGAACCACUGACUUAUUUUCUGAAAGUGAUAUCAACAGAGCUGCUAAGGGAGCAUUAAAAAUGUCUCACAUUGUUCUCAGCAACUUUUUUUUUCCAUUUUCAUAAUGGUUCAGAUAUUCAGAUGCCAAGCACCUCUGUAGUUUACUUUGUAUUCAGCUGUAAAACAUCCACUACACAUUCACUAGACUCCUACUGCACUUUAUCUCUUUCCUCGAACAAACUUAAGGAAAGGAACAAAAUGUGAUCGUACACUAAAGCUAGGUAAGGCUGGACAAAAUGAUCAAUGGUUCUGCUGUGUACCUGUUACUGAAACACAUUCAUGCAGUCUUCUUGUAAUAGUUCAGGGUUCUGUCUCCGACUGCUAAAAGCAGCCACUUGGAUGUUGAGCUCUUCAGUUCACUAUUAUGUUCUUGAUGAAGGACUGCUUAUUGUUUGAUCUUAUGUACAGUAAAAUGUUGUUUAAACUGACGAUGUUUAAAAGAAAACUUUCAUUCCUGAGGUUUAUUUUCUGAAAAUGUGCACUUUUCUAUAUUUCACUCAUUCCAUCCUUUAUACUCAUACCAUCAUGUUUUCUAUAGAUCUUAAGUCAUUUGACUAUUAAAAAUACAAACAUUUGCUU